Molecule: messenger RNA, 1435 nt
Organism: Caenorhabditis elegans
Lineage: Eukaryota; Metazoa; Nematoda; Chromadorea; Rhabditida; Rhabditidae
Gene: hmg-1.2
Product: High mobility group protein 1.2
Exons: 5
Coding region: 224-931 (235 amino acids)
Cellular component (GO): nucleus
Source: RefSeq, marked reviewed
ACAUACAAAUACUGCGCGCUCACAUAGAGACGUCUGACUCGCAACCCUCUUCUCUCUCCUGUUUCACCCUAUUCUAUUCGAAUUGUAUUCCUCUACUCUCCACUAUUCGCGUGAUCUUGUGCAACUGAUUCCUUGGAGCGAGACGAGGAAAAUUCAAAUAUAACGAACCGUCGUUGUCUCCCGAAGGAACAUCUGAAAAUCCGUGAAAAAAUAACGAGUAACAAUGAAUUCUGGUUACAGCGCAAACAUUUUUCCCAGUAGCUCAUCGCCCACUCUGUAUCAGAGUCACCAACUUCAGCCGAAUCCAUCAGCAACGAUGUAUCAGGCGACCCCCCGGGAUAUGGGUAAACCUCCAGUACGAGGCAAGACAUCUCCAUACGGAUUCUUUGUGAAAAUGUGCUACGAAGAACACAAGAAAAAGUAUCCGAACGAGAAUGUCCAAGUGACAGAGAUUUCGAAAAAGUGCUCAGAAAAGUGGAAGACGAUGGUUGACGAUGAGAAGAGACGUUUCUAUGAACUGGCACAAAAGGACGCCGAGCGAUAUCAGGCAGAGGUGAGUGUUGCCGCUUACGGAGGAGAAGAUGCGAUGAGGAAGAGGAAGCGUGCCAAGAAGGAUCCACAUGCACCAAAAAGAGCCCUCUCAGCCUUCUUCUUUUACUCACAAGACAAACGUCCUGAAAUACAGGCAGGUCAUCCAGAUUGGAAAGUCGGACAAGUUGCACAGGAGCUUGGAAAAAUGUGGAAACUAGUGCCCCAGGAGACGAAGGAUAUGUAUGAGCAAAAAGCACAAGCGGAUAAGGAUAGAUAUGCGGAUGAAAUGCGCAAUUACAAAGCUGAAAUGCAAAAAAUGUCUGGCAUGGACCAUUAUGACGAUGAUAACAUCCAUCAUGUUGUACAUGUUGAAGAUAUUAAUAGUCAAAAUAUCUCGUAAUCAUUCCAAUUUGUUCGAUUUUUGUACCCCUUAUCGAUUCGCUCUUCAUAAUUUUUCUUUAACACACAAGCGCAAAUCAUUCACUUUACCAGUCAACAGGAAUUCAAAUGAUUUCUUUUUUGUUUCUGUACUCCAUAAAACACCAAACACCUCGCUGAACCUUCCCACUCCACAUCGCCCUCCCCCACCGUUUUAGAUCUACAAUUUUAUUUCACAAGUAGGCCGAGAAUGAGAUACCUGUAAAUAAUCGCUAUUGUCGAUUGAACUUUAUUUUCAAAAUCCGUAUGCAACCCUUGUAUUCCCGUUUGUCGUUUUAUGAUUGGUUUACUUUAUUUUAUGUUCUGAUAAUUUUUUCCACAUCAGCACAAUGAUAAAUGUCGCGAUUAGUUUCCUCUUUCUUUUUUGUCUCUUUUCCCCUUAUAUGUUCCAUGUUUCCCCGAAACACCAUCUCAUUUUUAAUAAAUUUCAUUUCGGUUCAAUAUAAACAAUCGUAUUUGCCACAAA